Molecule: messenger RNA, 717 nt
Organism: Caenorhabditis briggsae
Lineage: Eukaryota; Metazoa; Nematoda; Chromadorea; Rhabditida; Rhabditidae
Exons: 4
Coding region: 1-717 (238 amino acids)
Source: RefSeq, a predicted model, not a curated record
AUGAAAUUCUUAAUUUUAAUCAUUUUCUGUUUCGUCUGCCCAAUUUUAGCGGCCAUUGGCCGCUAUGAUGGCGGUCGGGACAGCAGUUCCUGGUCCUCGGAAUCUUCUGAAGGCCAUGGCCACGGCCAUGGCGGUCGACCACGUCCACCACGACCACCAGUACGCCCACGCCCGCCAAGAGAGAAAACCAACUGCCCAACCGACUGGAUGCUAUUCAAACGAACACAAGGCAAUUGGUGUGUUAGGGUUUUUGUUGGCAGAUUUAACCAUCCCCAGUCUGAGGCCCAAUGUGUUGCUCAAGGAGCAAAGUUGACUGGAUUGCAGACAAAUGAGGAGAGGCUGAAAGUGGCAGAUGCGGGGCUGAAAUUAAUCCAUCAAAAUGGGUUCCAACAGGCAUCUCUCUGGCUUGGCGCCAAAAGAAAGGCAUCAUGUCCACGUGCUGGAAUAUGUGCUCCAAUCGACACAUUCGAAUGGACUGAUGGACAAACAACGGGAACCGAUGGGUUCAAUUGGUUUUCUCAUCCAGGUGACGUUCAACCGGAUGGCAAGUGGAGAAAUGAUUGGGGACAUCAAAGCUGCGCUCUGCAAUUUUUAUUCGCCAGUGGAACGACUAGUAAUGCAUGGAGAGGAUUUGUUCAUGGGCAGAUGGAUGAUCAAUGGUGUCAAUACUUGGAUAAUAACAGUAGACUGUAUGCUUGUGGAAAAUUGGCAACUUAA